This is a messenger RNA of Juglans regia (Persian walnut), 3610 nucleotides long. RefSeq lists its product as uncharacterized. Lineage: Eukaryota; Viridiplantae; Streptophyta; Magnoliopsida; Fagales; Juglandaceae. Gene Ontology annotation, molecular function: glycosyltransferase activity. Bases 304 to 3393 code for a protein of 1029 amino acids. The transcript has 14 exons. The record is from RefSeq and is a predicted model, not a curated record.
AUCCGCCAUUAGAUUGUCUCCGAGUUUUUAGCUCGCAAAGUGUUUUUUCACAUUCAAAUGUCACAGAAAACCCAUUUUAUGAUUGGUUUACCUUCAAGUCGACAAUUUAUGACUACGACCACAGUACACGCUAUCAUCAUCCUCGUGACCUCGGCCUCUCUCUGACCUUUCACUUCUCUGUAUACUCAAAGCUCGCAGACAUUCGUCCUCACUCUGCACUGAAAGCACCGUUUUAAGUCUGUAGCGUUAAAUGUGCUUGCGUCAAAUUUGAAGCUUUUGUGGUAAUUUUGGAUGGGACACUGAAUGGGGUCUCUGGAAACCGGGAUUCCAUUGAAGAGAGACAACCUUUUCCGCUCUAACUCAUCUGGUAGAACCGAGAGAAACCCAUUUUUACAGAGACCCAGAUCGAGGUUCUCAAGGUUUUUGCUUUUCAAGAAGCUAGAUUACCUCCUAUGGAUUUGUACGAUGGUCGUGUUCCUAUUCUUUGUGGUGCUCUUCCAGAUGUUUCUGCCUGGUUCUAUGGUUGAAAAGUCAGGGGCUUCAUUCGAAAAUGAAAUGGAAGUGAGUUACGGGGAUUUGAACAUUUUGAAGGAGAUGGGUGUGUUUGAAUUUGGGGAGGAUGUUCGAUUUGAGCCUACUAAGCUUUUGGAGAAGUUUCAGAAAGAAUCUAGGGCGGCAAAUCUGCAUUCUUCUGCUUUCAACAGGACACUACAGCGUUUUGGGUGCAGAAAGCCCCGGCUUGCAUUGGCUUUUGCAGAUCUGUUGGUUGAUUCACAACAAUUACUGAUGGUGACAGUUGCAGUUGCUUUGCAGGAGAUUGGCUACGAAGUACAGGUUUUCUCACUCGAAAAUGGUCCUGUGCGUGAGAUUUGGAGAAAAAUUGGAGUUCCAGUCACCAUUAUUCAAACAUGUGACAAGACAGAGAUUGGUGUAGAUUGGUUAAUCUAUGAUGGCGUAAUUGUGAGCUCUUUUCAAUCCAAAGGUGUCUUUUCAUGUUUUGAGCAGGAACCUUUCAAGUCAUUACCUCUUAUAUGGACCAUCCAUGAAAGAUCGCUAGCAAUUCGUUCAAGAAAAUAUAUUUCAAGUGGGCAGAUUGACAUCUUAAAUGAUUGGAAAAGGGUCUUCAACCGAUCCACUGUUGUUGUCUUCCCAAACUAUGUCCUUCCGAUGAUUUACUCCACAUUUGAUGUUGGGAACUUUUUUGUUAUCCCGGGUUCGCCUGCUGAAGCAUGGGAAGUAGACACAACAAUAGCAUUACAAAAUGAUAAUAUGCGUGUCAAGAUGGGUUAUGAUCCUGAUGAUACUGUUGUGGCAAUUGUGGGAAGCCAAUUUUUGUACAGGGGUUUGUGGCUGGAGCAUGCGAUUGUUUUACAGGCUUUAUUACCAGUUGUUCUGAACUUUCCAUUAGAUAAUAGUUCCAAUUCUGAGCUCAAAAUUAUUGUUCUAAGUGGGAAUUCAACAAGUGACUAUGGUGUGGUUAUUGAGGCAAUUGCUCUUAAAUUGAAAUAUCCAAGCGGCAUUGUGAAGCAUAAAGCUCUUGAUGUGGAUGCAGACGAUAUUUUAGGCAUGGCUGAUCUUGUAAUAUAUGGAUCCUUCCUUGAAGAGCAGGCUUUUCCAAACAUCUUGAUAAAAGCCAUGUGCUACGGGAAACCAAUCAUUGCCCCAGAUAUCUCCAUGAUAAGAAAAUAUGUUGAUGACAGGGUGAAUGGCUUUCUUUUCCCGAAGGAGAAUAGUAGGGCUCUGACACAAGUCAUAAAGCAAGUGUUCUUUAAAGGAAAAGUAUCACCACUAGCUCGCAAUAGUGCCUCACUAGGAAGAAGCACUGCAAGAAACCUGAUGGUUUCAGAAGCCGUUGAGGGAUAUGCUUCACUCCUUGUAAAUGUCCUCAAGCUCCCAUCAGAAGUUGCAUCUCCCAAGGAUGUUGCAGAAAUCCCUCCAAAAUUGAAGGAAAAAUGGCAAUGGAAUCUAUUUGAAGCAGUAUCAAAUUCAACAUAUAUGGACAUCACUUCAAGAAGUUACACAUUUUUAGACAAGUUUGAGCAGCAGUGGAACCAUACUCAAAGGGAAAGAUCUAGUGCUAUAAAUGCUGCUAAUGAGUUGUUUUUGUAUAGCAUAUGGGAGGAUGAGAAAAGCAUUGAGAUGGUUAAUGCCAGAAAACGAAGAGAGGAAGAAGAGCUAAAGGAUAGAACUGAUCAAGCUCAUGGGACCUGGGAGGACGUAUAUCGAAGUGCUAAAAAGGCGGAUAGAUUUAAGCACGAUUUGCAUGAAAGGGACGAAGGCGAGCUUGAAAGGACUGGUCAACCAUUAUGCAUUUAUGAACCUUACUUCGGAGAGGGUACAUGGCCUUUCCUACAUGUGUCGUCACUUUAUCGUGGGAUUGGGCUGUCUAAAGGCCGGAGACCUAGGGCAGAAGAUGUUGAUGCACCUUCUCGUCUACCACUUCUUAGUAAUACGUACUAUCGAGAUAUACUUGGUGAAUUUGGAGCCUAUUUUGCAAUUGCAAAUCGGAUUGACCGUGUACAUAAGAAUGCUUGGAUAGGGUUCCAUUCUUGGAGAGCAACAGCGAGGAAGGUAACUUUGUCCAGAAUGGCUGAAAAUGCACUGGUAGAUUCUAUCCAAGCACGGAGGCACGGGGAUGCCCUCUACUUUUGGGUGCGCUUGGAUUCGGAUCCACGAAAUUCUUUGCAGCUGGACUUUUGGUCAUUCUGUGAUGCUAUAAAUGCUGGAAAUUGCAAGUUCGCAUUUUCUGAGGCUCUUAAGAGAAUGUAUGGCAUAAAGCACAAUUUGGAUUCUUUACCAUCCAUGCCUAUAGAUGGUGGCACAUGGUCUGUCAUGCACAGCUGGGCUUUGCCAACUAGAUCCUUCCUUGAGUUCGUGAUGUUUUCUAGAAUGUUUGUGGAUGCCUUGGAUGUGCAUAUGUAUGACGAGCACCAUUCAAGUGGACGCUGUUAUCUGAGUUUGUUCAAAGAUAAACAUUGCUACUCACGGCUUCUUGAGCUACUUAUAAAUGUUUGGGCGUAUCACAGUGCGAGGCGGAUGGUGUAUGUAAACCCUGAGACGGGUGAGAUGCAGGAACAUCAUAGAUUUGACAGCCGUAAAGGUAAAAUGUGGAUUAGAUGGUUUUCAUAUGCGACACUAAAGAGCAUGGAUGAGGAUCUGGCGGAGGAAGUAGACACUUUGCACCCUACUAGGCGGUGGUUGUGGCCAUCAACUGGUGAGGUGUUCUGGCAAGGUGUGUAUGAGCGAGAACGGACUUUACGCCACCGGCAAAAAGAAACUAGGAAGCAAAGGAGCAAGGAAAAAAUCGAUAGAAUUCGGAGGCGAACACACCAAAAAGUGAUAGGGAAGUAUGUUAAGCCCCCACCGGAAUCAAACAGCAGCAUGGUAGGGUAAAAUAUUGCAUGAAAUGGGGUUUUGGCAUCAUUUAAAGUAGUGUAAUUUUCUAAUUCUUUUCUUUGUAAUUUUUUUUUUCUUUAUCGUGUAAUUUUUGCCUGGAAGGAUGCAUCAAUUUGUAUUUUGUAUGUGGCGGUUUUGUAUGUAAAACUGCAUCCUUCUGGUCAUUGAUGGUAUUUAAGGCCAAAAUGUAAUAUAAUUGACCAUUUUUCGCUCU